This is a messenger RNA of Protopolystoma xenopodis, 519 nucleotides long. NCBI's taxonomy places the organism in Eukaryota, Metazoa, Platyhelminthes, Monogenea, Polystomatidea, Polystomatidae. The record is from the annotation of a GenBank genome assembly.
AUGAGAAAUCAACGUUCGACCUCACCACUAUCAUAUAACUCCUUGAUGAUGACAUCAAGCUCCAGUCAUGGCUCCGAAGUCUCUUUUUCUACCCCUCCUGAUGCAUCUAUUUCUAAUAUUCAUUUACUUCCCGCAUCGAACUCCAUCUCUUCUGCCUCAUCAUCUGCCUCCAUGCCCUCCCUCUCUUUGGAUUCUUCAAACAAAACUCCGAACUUUGGGCCUCACACCAAGCAAAACUGUCAUCAGGACGACACAGUUUUGCGUUCAUCUGCUCAACAAUGGGAUGACGAGACAGUGUCGAUUAGUGGGUUCAGUAAUUCCAGUUUGUCGGAACUGCAUGAGUCAACAUCUAGUUCUAAGCAAGCCAGACUAAGUAAAGAUCAGAUCACCUAUCUCACCCUUGUUUCCCGUAACAAAGAAGAGGUGAGUUUAGAUAGCCUUUUAUUUAGAAUUUUCUUCUGUCUGGAAUACCUGAUUUUGACUUGUUUUACGGGUCCUAACCCCUACGGGCAUUGCUAA